This is a messenger RNA of Ectocarpus siliculosus, 1353 nucleotides long. NCBI's taxonomy places the organism in Eukaryota, Phaeophyceae, Ectocarpales, Ectocarpaceae. The record is from the annotation of a GenBank genome assembly.
AUGGAGGCAGCAGUGGAGGAUUUGAACGUGCUGGCUCCUGCGGAGGGUGCUGAUCUUUUUGAGUUCUCGGAAAAUGUGGCAAUCACCGCUCUAAACUUCCUAUGUGUGCUUAUUGUGAGGGCUGACAAGGGCACGCGAGACAUUGGCGAACAACACAUGAAAGAAAUUAUCGCGGAUGGUAUCGGGGCUGUGCGUCGUGCGUUGGAAGAGGUUUCCCGACACCUGCCACAGGACGAGUACACCCGGAGGGAAUACGCACAGCGCUUUCUGGAAGCCAGUCGGGAAGGAGGUCGUGCACAGCCAUCCGAAAGGCGAGGGCAAGGACACAUGGCUCUUCUUUUCGAUGCCACGACCAGCACCACCCCGGAAGGCGGGCGUGAUGAAAGUCAUGAAAGUGUUGUUAAUAGUAUAGAGGGGCAAGUGUCCCCUCACCAGAUGCGGCGUGUGGGCGACGAGUUCGGUGCGCUACAGCUUCCUUACACGGAACAGGAUAUCGUGAGCGCUCUUGGCUGGGUGCGAACAAUGAUAUCUGAUGUGCAGAACGUGCUGCUGGAGUUUGAUGACAGCGAUUUGGAGGAGCUAGCUCAGAUGACCCUCAUCUCUCUCCGAAUACUGGUCGGCUACGCCAAGAGCACCCACAGGAGCCUAGCCCAGCUAUGCCGCGUGCCCUUCCAACCCCGCCGAGAGCGCGCAAGAAUGGCAGUUCACGCCGACCCUAACAACAACAACAACAACGCCUCCGCCGAAGCAAACCCUGCGGCGGCACGUGUCGGUGAGCUGUUCCAGGUAGACGAGGACGAGGACGAGGAUGACGGCCAUGAGGGUGGGGGCUUGCCUUGGGACCCCCUCGCCCCCAGGCUGUUGCAGGAGGCCCGGCGGUUGGCGGAGGAAGGGAAAGAGCGGCCCUUCACGGCGGCGGUGGUGUUGGCGGCCGCGUUGCCGUUCUCCGGGGCGGCCGUGUUCUUGGGGGCGCCGGUGUUGGCCGGAGACGCGGCGCUGCAGUGGGGGGCUGCCACGCCCGUGGGGAGGACGGUGGGGCAUGGGACCAAGAAUGCUGUGGAGCUCGGCAAGCUCGGCUGGGUAGCGAGCAAGUUAGCCACAAAGCAGACGCUGAGACUGGCGAGCCAGGAGCUGGACCGAGCGGGGGGAGUGACGGGUCUGGCUUGUCGGGCAGGAGAGGGCGCUCUUUGGACGGCGAGACAUCCGGUAGAGGCCGCCAUGGCUACGGUAGGCAUGGCCGCUGACGCGGCAAGCGCGGCGUACGAACAAGCGGUGUGGAUGGGCGAUUUGCUCGCAACAGUUCGGGAGGAAGUGUUCUCUCGACCCGCGGAACCUGAGGACGGUUGCAGAUAA